AUGCUCGCAAAAGCAGCCCUCCCCACCCUCUUCUUCACCCUUGCAGCCUUCAUCCUCCUCCUCCUCGUCACCCUCUCCGUCCCCAUCAUCAAGAGCAUAUACCUCCUCCGCAUCAACGGGAGCAUCAGUCUCGGCCUCGCAAGCGGGAAGGCCUCUGUCGAUGCCGGUGUACUGGGUCUCUGUUACACUGGCGCUGAAGCUAGCAUCCUGGGUGUGAGCGUACACGAUGAUGGCAGCUGCAACAGUCCAGAGCUUGGCUAUUCUGUCUUUGACAAUCCCAUUAUUGCCAUUAUCAUUGACAACAACUCGGACUUGUCCCACACCACCCUCAAAAACCUCACCAAAGCCCUGGUACUCAACCCGAUAGCAUGUGGCCUGGCGGGAUUGGCGCUCUUCACAGCACUGUUUGCUUGGCUCUGUGCAAGCAGGGUAUUUGAGAUCAUAACCUUCUUCACCGUCUGUCUCGCCUCUCUCAUCGCAUGGCUCGCAUUUGCCCUCGACCUCGCCAUCCCCCUCGUCGCCCGGCACAAAAUCAACGACGAUGACGACUCCAUCCUCUCUGCCUCUCUCGGGAACGCCAUGUGGCUCGCGCUCGUCGGCGCUAUAUUGUUGACUCUGUCGAUCUGUUUGGCGGGAUGUGGUGUGUUUGGGAGGUACAGCUCGAGGAGGAGGAACGCCGAUGCGGAGUAUGUGGAGAAGCCUGGGUUCCAGCCCAAGCGUCGAUUCUGGCAGCGAGCUCCUUCGGCAGGGCGAGGUACUUAUUAGGAGACGGGUGGCAAUUGACAUUAUCAUAUAGACUUUCGUAAGGUUUCCCAGAGAGGACACUACCUGUAGCAUAGAUGGACGUUGGUCGCCGGCUUGUAUAUUACUUCCAUUUUUAGUGAACUAAAUGAAGAAAAUGGAUCACGUUAGGCCUGCAAAGGGAAG
Cryptococcus amylolentus CBS 6039 is the source of this 927-nucleotide messenger RNA. RefSeq lists its product as hypothetical. Gene Ontology annotation, cellular component: cell division site; plasma membrane; growing cell tip. The coding region runs from base 1 to 765 and encodes 254 amino acids. The record is from RefSeq and is a predicted model, not a curated record. Lineage: Eukaryota; Fungi; Basidiomycota; Tremellomycetes; Tremellales; Cryptococcaceae. The transcript has 5 exons.